Macrosiphum euphorbiae (potato aphid) is the source of this 495-nucleotide messenger RNA. Lineage: Eukaryota; Metazoa; Arthropoda; Insecta; Hemiptera; Aphididae. The record is from the annotation of a GenBank genome assembly.
AUGUUAGACGAGCUGGCAAUCGAUUAUUCCGAGUACUUAAAAGUCGACAAUGAAAAUGAGGUUGGCGCUCUAAAAGAUGUACUUGAAGAUAUGCUCACCAGAUUGGAAGAGUUUCAGACAUUUAUGGAAAUGGUUCAAGCAUUACGAAUGGAAAGUACUGUGAUGCAUUAUGAUUCGAUAAAAGGAAUGAAGUCUAAGGUUACUGAACUCACAGACACUGUAAAUAAAUUAGAAAAGCUGGUUAAUAAAGUUGGUGAAGAUGUAGAAUUAGUUGACCAACAACUAACCGAAGCUGAGGCGUGUAUGCCUGUUAAUAAGGACGGUCCAUUAAAUACAAUUCUCAAACCUUUUUUUAAAAAACAAGAAGACCAUUCUUCUAGACAGUUACCUGCCUAUGAACCACCAGUAAUUUUCAAGUCUGAUGAUUACUUUCUUGCAACAGAAGCAGAAGAUGCGCUUAAAAUAAUUGAAAAUGAUACAACUGCCAACAAUUAA